AAAUAUUAUUAUCAAAGAUAUAGGUUAUUUUCAAGAUUUGAUGAGGGUAUUAUAUUAGACGAAGAGUCAUGGUUUUCAGUAACUCCCGAGCUAAUAGCGCAACAUAUUGCUGAGAGAUGUAGAUGUGGUACUUUGGUUGAUGCAUUCUGUGGUUCUGGUGGUAAUGUUAUACAGUUUAGUUUUACAUGCAACUAUGUUAUUGCAAUCGAUAUGGAUCCUCUUAAACUGAUGAUGGCAAAACACAACUCUUUGGUUUAUGGUCAUACAGAACAAAACACCAAUAUUGAGUUUAUUAAUUCGGAUUCAACUAGGCUAUCAAAUUUAAAGGCAGAUGUUGUAUUUUUAUCACCACCCUGGGGUGGUCCAUCUUAUAUCAACUCCCAAAUAUUUUAUAUAGAUACUAUGGUACCAAAUGGCUUUGACAUUUUCAGAAAUGCAUUAAAGGUAACACCAAACAUUGCAUAUUUUUUACCAAGAAACACCAGCAAGUCAGAUAUAGCCAAGCUUUGUUUAAUUUCAAAAGAAAAUGGGGGUAGCGAAGAAUGUGAGGUAGAGGAAAACUAUAUAAACGAUAAAUUAAAAACCAUUACUCUUUACUUUGGCGCCUUGGCAAAUAAUAAUAAUAAUAGUAAUAAUGACUAUUACGAUGAAUAA
Dictyostelium purpureum is the source of this 654-nucleotide messenger RNA. RefSeq lists its product as uncharacterized. Gene Ontology annotation, molecular function: RNA cap trimethylguanosine synthase activity. Gene Ontology annotation, biological process: 7-methylguanosine cap hypermethylation; 7-methylguanosine RNA capping. The annotation marks the transcript as partial. Lineage: Eukaryota; Evosea; Eumycetozoa; Dictyosteliales; Dictyosteliaceae. The transcript has 2 exons. The record is from RefSeq and is a predicted model, not a curated record. Gene Ontology annotation, cellular component: nucleus.